Molecule: messenger RNA, 2661 nt
Organism: Doryrhamphus excisus (bluestripe pipefish)
Lineage: Eukaryota; Metazoa; Chordata; Actinopteri; Syngnathiformes; Syngnathidae
Source: RefSeq, a predicted model, not a curated record
UUGCGCGUUAGCACAGAACGGAUGUUGUUAUUGUGUGUCCAUAGGCAAUUUGUUAGUUCAAAGGUUUUUUGGCGAUUUAUUUUGGACUGACGCCACGUCACAAUUACGCGCAGUCAGUGGCCUUCGAAGAUAGAAGCUGAACUAUUAGACCCUUCCCAGGUUGCCAUGACGACAUCCUCCUGACAUCAGCCUCCUGCCACUAUGAGCGGUGCCGUGCUGGUCGUCGUGCUCGUGGUGGUGUUCUUCCUGGCGUUGUAUCUUCUCCAUCGCUAUGGCGAUCUGAGGAGGCAGCAACGGAUGGUCCUGCUUGGGACGCUAGUGUCCUGGUACCUCUGCUUCCUCAUCGUCUUCGUACUCCCGCUCGACGUCAGCACGACCAUCUACAAGCAGUGUGUGCUGGAUAAUGCGAACCACCCAACUGCUGCUGCUGCUGUUGUGACUCCGACAAGGAACUCUAGCGGUCUUUAUCCAACUGACAGUGUGCCAAGCGUGUGUGAGCAACCAUGGAGUUACAUACCAGAUGGAGUUCUUCCUGUCUUUUGGAGGGUUGUUUAUUGGACCUCACAGUUUCUCACCUGGCUGCUGCUGCCUUUCAUGCAGUCGUAUGCCCGCUCAGGAGCUUUUAGCAUCAUUGGAAGAACAAAAACGGCGCUGGUUGAAAACGCCAUCUACUACGGCACCUAUCUUCUCCUCUUCAUCUCUCUGCUCAUCUACGUGGCGGCUCAUCCUCAGUGGCGACUCACGUGGCCCCAGCUCCAGACCAUCGGCAUCACCGCUGCCAACACGUGGGGUCUCUUCCUCCUGGUGCUGUUGCUAGGAUACGGCUUGGUGGAAAUCCCGCGUUCCUAUUGGCUGUCGUCAAUGCACGCUCACUCGUUGGCUAAGGCUUACUUCAAGGUGGCAAAGAUGGCCACUGAGAAGGCUGCGGCUGAGGAGAACUUAGCCGAUGUCAUGGAGGAUGUGUCCGUGGUCCAUGUGUCAAUCAAGUACAACCACUCCCUCAGGAAAUGUGUAGACACCAUUUUAACAAAGUGUCCUGCUGACUACCAAGAGGAGAUGUGCAGAGACGUGGAACGCCCCCCUUGUGACGAGGAGACGGUCCUGCCAAGCAAAAGAAGCCUGGUUCAGCUCCAUAAAAAAGUCAUCUCUGCAGUGCAUCGGUGCCGUCAGACCCGGGUUCAGUGGUCCAUGUUGCUGGAGGAGGUUUUCCACUUGGAGGACGUCGCUAAGAGCCGCAGCAGCCCGAUACGCCUCUUUAGCCACAGCUUCUCGGCAACGCGGCACCACGGCUGGAUCCGAAGCUUCCUCUACACUCCAAAAAUCGAGUGGUACUGGGAGUGUGUGUUCAGGCAGGUUUUCUACAAGCUGCUGGCAGUGCUGCUGUGCUUCCUGUCAGUAGCAAUUGUAUGGUCCGAGUGCACCUUCUUCAGCACACGUCCUGUCCUUUCCCUCUUUGCUUUCUUCAUCCAGACGGCUGAAAAGAAACACAACUACAUCUGUAUCGAGGGGGUGUGCUUUGUCACAGUGCUCUUCCUGUGCGUGUGCGUCUACUCCACAGUGUUUCGGAUACGAGUGUUCAACUACUAUUACCUGGCACCGCAUCACCAGACCGACGCCUACAGCCUGCAGUUCAGCGGCAUGCUCUUCUGUCGCCUGACUCCUCCACUGUGCCUCAACUUCCUGGGUCUGAUCCACAUGGAUUCUUCUGUUUCCCAUCAGGACGGCAUACAGACAUCCUACACCUCUAUAAUGGGCUCCAUGAAUCUGCUGUCUUUCAUAUCCAACGGCUUCUACAUCUACUACCCCAUGCUUGUACUGCUGCUCUGCUUUGCUACACUGUACAACUUGGGGUCUCGUUGUUUAAACCUGCUGGGCAUUCAUCAGUACGUCACCAAUGACGACUUGACCACUGACCUCGUGGACGAGGGCAAGGAACUGGUCAGGAGAGAGAGAAGAAAACAACAGAAGGCUGAGGAUGCAGAGAACGGAAGACGGGAUCGUAAAGAGCGAUACGGGGCCACAGGCAGGAGCAGAGCCGCUUACACUGAAAUAAAGGACCACCAGGAAGCAGACACUAUGGCAGAAGAAAACAAAAACGCUAUAUCAGUCACUUGGAGAGAGCCACAGCUUGAGGAACAGCAGAGGAGUCUACUGCUAAACUAAAGUUAUAUCUGCUCCAACAUUUUCAAUGAUCUAAAAUUCAUCCUUGUCUCUGUUUACCUGUCUGCAGAUCCACCAGGAGACAUAACCGAUGUCUCCCAUCACCUCAAAAAACAAUCUUUGAUUAUGUUUUUCCACACCUAAGUCACAAAUGGAGAUGUUUUAAAAUGUUUAAAUAUGGUUUAAAAUACCCCACAUAGUGAGUCCUGGAAGUGUAAAAAUAAAGUGCCAAGAGUGACAACGUGACUUCCUGGUGAAACCACAUACAAGACCUGUGUCAAUGUGAAUUAUUAAUUAUUAUUAUUAUUAUUAUUAUUAUUAUUAUUAUUAUUAUUAUUAUUAUUAUUAUUAUUAUUAUUAUUGUUAUUAUUAUUAUUAUUAUUAUUAUUAUUAUUAUUAUUAUUAUUAUUAUAAAGAUGUGAUGUCUCUCUUUUAAAUAUUGUUUGUUGUCUGUGUUCAUAAGUUAAUACAAUAAAUCUGGUUUUGAUUUAUUAAAAUAUA